AUGACAGCAGGGUUUGAAUCAAUAGCAAUCACUCUGUCUCACAUGGCGUACGUCCUGGCCACAGACCCUGAAAUACAGGAGAAACUCCACGAAGAACUGGACAACGCAAUCAAAACCCUUGGGGACAUGCCUCUGUGCGACUUUGUUAACAGUCUGGACUAUCUCGACCGGCCGAUUUGCGAGGUCUUAAGUCUUUACACCCCUCGUUUCAAUAACAGCCGGAGAUGCCACGAGCACGUGCACCAUAAAUGGUAUCACAAUUCCACGUGGUGUAUACGUGUUCAUCCCAGUCUGUGUACUCCACCGUGACCCUGCGUUAUGGCCUGAUCCGGAGAAAUACUACCCUGGGCCAAGUUGUUCGAACGCGGGCUAGCGCUAAUACCGGGUUAAAUCUUAACCCGGGUUUCUUUUUCUUUUUAUCAAAACCACUCUCUCGGAUAAUUUUCUCUAGUUUUUAGCAUAUCCAAUCAUCAAGUUGUAGGCAAAGAGAAUUGAACUGAAUUUGCUUUUUAAGCUCUCAUAUCAGAGUUCAAAAUUUCAGCUUCGAACAACCCGGCCCUGAUCGGUUCUCCCCAAAGAACAAGGAAACCCACGAUGUAUACUCGCACAUACCGUUUCGAGUGGGUCCACGGCAAUGUAUUGGCUACAAGUUCGCCUUGCUAGAGUUAAAAACAGCAAUGUUCAAUGCAUUCUCUCCAAAGUUCAGUUUCAACGAGCUGCAGAGACGGUGCCCCAGCUGUAGUUUCGGGGCGUGCUUAUAAUGCAACCAAGUGACCCAAUUUUCUUGCAACUAGUAACUAGCUUUUAGCCCAUUUCAUUUAUCAACAAUCGUCAGAAGAAAUCAGUUUCAGGAAGGGGUGAAGUAAACGUGUUUCCUUAAAUUUUAUGUCUUGCUUAAAAAUUCGAGCUCUUUAUUUGAUAUGAAAAAACCGUGGAGAGUGAAUCUCCCCGUCUUUCUCACUUAACGUCCUUAGUACUGAUUGUUUAGUCAUUAAUUCCCUAUUUUCCCACACAUCAUUGAAUUAUCUGGCUUUGGGCUUUCAUUUUUUGUAAUUGGGAAAUCCGUAGACUACAAGCUGUGUAUUAUUUUUCUGCUGUUUAGUGCACACGUACCACGCGAAUAGCAAGCGGGAAGGCCGCGAGACGCGCACGAGGAAUGAACCCGUUAGUCUGUACCUUGUUCCAGGUUCCAACACAGUAGGAAAACUACCGCAAAAAGCCCCGUUUUCGCUCGCUCACUUUUUCUCUGCUUUUCUCGCCCGCUUUUUCGCCGGGCUCCACUGACCGAAAGCCUGGUACAGCUAGUCAGACUGGGAAGAGACACACCCCACUAACUUUGAAGAAAAAUCGAAAAAGGAAAAUCUAGUGAUCAAAAACACCCUGUAGUUUUUUUAGCGGCAACAUUCCAAAAACAAGCAAGUAACCACAUCAGAUAAGCAAAACUUGGUAAAAUUUAUUUUAACACCACAGCAUCUUAUUCCACCCAUCCCAAAUCUGCUUGCCAAUAUUCAUCCACAAGAGAUCUAGGGAAACCUGGAAGUAGUUUUCUAACAACCCACACAUUGAAAGGUUGCAUUAUUCUUGGUUUCCAGCCAUCAGACAUGACGGCCAUAAUGGUGGUCAAUAAGAUGACAUUUUUUUGCAGAAUUUUUUAUGAAAACGGAGUUUAGUUCCCAGAGAAGAGAACUGCUUUUGUUCUUGACCACCAACAUGGCCACUGCCCAGUAACUUCAUGUGCAAUCCAGCAAUAGUUAGAGUAAUAAUGAUUAUAGUCCAGCAUUACCUUAUGCCUAAUGUCCUCACACACUAAAAUAAUUAGCAUGGCUAAAGAAACACACAAAAAAACAAUUACAUAAUUAUAAAUUAAAUUUAGAAUCCCUUAACCAGAUCCAGGAACACAAUGACUCCAAGUCAGCCAUGGACAAAGAAAGCUCAGAGAACUUACUAUGAUUGGCUGUUUUAGUUAAGAAUCAGGUCUUAUCCCUAUAGUUCCUCUUAUUGGUCUUUCUCGAUAAAGAGCGUUUUCACUCACGUGGCCAGCAUCUAUGCAAAUUCAUUGGAACAAAAGAAUGUGUUUACAUAAGAAAAGAAGUAAACUCCCACAGGUUUGGUUUGGUUCAUCAACACAGGCAACAUUUCAUUGUUUUGGAACACCAAUUUGGCUACCGUGACAUCACGUGAAAACGCUUGGUUAGGUAUGGUCUUAUUAGAGCUUAUAGUUGUUUCUUGGUGCUCAUGACAUAAAUGUUCUGCUGUAACAGGGGCGUAGCUGGGGGGGUCCUGGGGUGCCCGUGACCCCCCCUCUUGGUAGGCCUUCUUUUGAGCAAACAACCUACAAUAUUCAGGUGGCAAAAAUGCCAUGACAAUAUCUUGGCCGUAAAAGCCAUUGUUGAAAAGCCCACUUUUUUAAAAUUUGUUUUUUUUGUUAAGUAUUUUCAUCAAUGGCUCUUGUCUUUAGUUAAUAUGGGCCUUCAUGCUGUGAUAAUAUGACUGAGCCCGCUGAUACGCGAGGGAGAGCAGCGGUAUAAACCAUAUAUAGUC
Messenger RNA from Porites lobata, 2541 nucleotides. NCBI's taxonomy places the organism in Eukaryota, Metazoa, Cnidaria, Anthozoa, Scleractinia, Poritidae. The record is from the annotation of a GenBank genome assembly.